AUGGACGCAGGAGUCGUGGAAGUCGCUUUCAUACAGCUGCAAGCUCAGUACAACGCACAGAAGCUCCAAGAUAUCAUCAAGAGAACACAGCAGAUACAAGCUCAAUGGAUACGCCAACACCAGCCAAAGGUUCUUGAGGGAAAGCCUUACGACUAUACAACAGACGCAUGGAUUGACGAACUAUCGUCAUAUCUGCUCCUAACAGCUCCAUGGGAAUCCGUGGAUGGACACAACGAAUGGAUCCAAAGCCAAGAGAACAUCUCUGUGAUGCAAGGGCUCAAGCAGUUCAUCUGCCAAGAUGAGGGUGCCGUGGAUCUGUAUCACUUGACGCCUGUGGGGGAAAACAACGAAUUUCGGGGCGAUAUUCUUGCUCGAGGGCCGGUAAAGGUCUGGAAGAUAUCAGUGAAGCCAGAACAAAAAGCAAAGCUCCAGGAGGAAUAUCGUGCCAUUGAGACCAGAUCCUCUACAGAGCCGAACCAAAGGAUGUGGGCGGGAUGGAAGGUAGAAAACGAGAACACUGAAGAUCUGGUCAUCCUCGCAUCUCCAGGCUUCGAAGAGGUGGUAGAGUCGGGCAUUGCAGUCAGAUUCGAUGAAGCCAAGGUCUCUCGCUUCGAACACAAGCCCUUUUUGCAUUAG
Messenger RNA from Fusarium coffeatum, 636 nucleotides. RefSeq lists its product as uncharacterized. The coding region runs from base 1 to 636 and encodes 211 amino acids. The record is from RefSeq and is a predicted model, not a curated record. NCBI's taxonomy places the organism in Eukaryota, Fungi, Ascomycota, Sordariomycetes, Hypocreales, Nectriaceae. The transcript has a single exon.